AAGAACACCACACCAUUAUAUUUCACAUCCCAUCCCACCCCACAAACAGAUUUCAGGGUUCUCAUUUUCUGUUCAGAAUUCUCUUUCCCUAGUAUCCUGCCUGAUUUCCAUCCAACGACGGCUACUUUCCGACGUUAAGGCUUGAAGCUCUGGGGGGCAAUUACUGUUUCGAGGGAAAUCUGAUAAGGCUUUUCUUUAUUGGCUUUCUUACUCGACCUCUCAUAGAUUCGACUACAGAGCAGACAACCUUUGUUUUGAUUUGGUUCACUCGUGCUCGGGCGAGGUGGUGGCGACUGUGCUUUUGAUUUGGCUUGAGCUCUGCUCAUUUAAGAUCUACCAAAUACAGAUCUGAAAUCCGCUUUCAAUCUUCUCCAACACUCCAAUUAGCUCGACAAAGUUUCACCUAAUCAUACCCAAUUCAUUGUAUAAUCGAUUGGCGGUGAAAACUCUGUGCGUGAUUUUGAAUUAUGUGGAGUUCCAUUGAGACUUUGAAACAAAACCUAAAUAAGAUUGCGCUGGAUGUGCAUGAUGUUGACGACGACGAAGAGGAGCUCGCGAUCUAUGGGUCCAGUAAUGGCAAUGAUUUAUCAGUCUCUCAUCGAAGAAAUUCGCACAGUUUGGCACAUUCCAAGUCGGUUUUGCAGUCUCCCUUGUCCAAUGGGUUAGACUCGCCGCAUAAUUCUGAGAUUGAACAAUAUAAAGCAGAAAUAAGGAGGCUCCGAGACUCUGAAGCAGAAAUUAAAGCAUUAUCAAUUAAUUAUGCGGCUUUGUUAAAAGAAAAAGAGGAUCAAAUUUCCAGACUGAACCAAGAUUUGGAUGUAACAAAGGAGACGCUUAAUGUUUACAAAAGUGAGAAUUCUAAAACAUCAACAAAUACCACCCAUGUGCUCAAGGGAAGUGGUGACCAAUCACCCAAACGACUGCAUAAAUCUACAAGCCAAGUAAAAAACCAUUAUGUGGGAAACCAAACAGAGAAUGGUGUUUUCUCAAAACAAGAUGGAGUAGGUAAUGGAAUCACACAUACUGAUGAAGUUAAUGCCAUUUAUAGUAACACGGAGCUCAAAAGCUCAAGUUCACAGGUGAAGCAAAAGGAACUUGCAGAUUUGCUUGAGAAAAACAGGUCCCUGACAGCAAUGCAAGCUACUUUUGAGUUGCAAAUAAAACAGCUUAGAUUGGAACUUGAAAAGGAACAUGAUAAAUUGGCAAAUGUAUAUAUAGAAUUACAAGAGGAACAAAAGUUGAACAAAUCUUUUCAGGAGGAGCUCAGGAUGCUAAAAGGGAAUGAAUCCAAGACUAAUAUGGAGAUGAGUAAAAUGCAUAGUGAAUUGAAUGAAAAAAUAUCAGAGAUAAGACGACUGCAAAUGGAGUUAAGUAGGAAGGAAGAUGAGGAUUCUGAUGAUGCAGUGAAGGAUUUGAGAAGGGUAAUUGCAACAUUAGAGAAGGAGAACACCAACCUUAAGAUAGCCAAGAAUGAACUCGAGGCUGCCAUGGAAAUGAGCAGAAAAGGUUCACCUCAAAAAACCUUCCCAGAUGGGAAGGUAGGUUCUUCUGGAAAUUUUCUCAGUAGGGAAGAAAUGGAGCUGUUAUUGCAAAAACUGGAGAAAGAUUUAAACGACAUGCGCCGUGAAAGGGAUAAAGCAGUGCAAGAAUUGACUCGUCUUAAGCAGCAUUUAUUAGAAAAGGAAUCUGAAGAAUCAGAGAAAAUGGAUGAGGACUUUAAGAUCAUUGAAGAACUUCGUGAGAAUAAUGAAUAUCAAAAGGCUCAAAUAUUACAUUUGGAGAAAGCUCUGAAGCAGGCAAUUGCCAAGCAGGAAGAAGUUGGGAUGAUUAACAACAAUGAAAUCCAAAAGUCCAAGGAAGUGAUUGAAGAUUUGAACAAGAAACUUUCAAACUGUAUAAGCACAAUUGAUUCACAAAAUGUUGAGCUUCUAAAUCUUCAAACUGCUCUUGGGCAAUACUUUGCUGAAAUUGAAGCUAAGGAACAUUUGGAGCGAAAUUUGGCUUUGGCAAGAGAAGAAACAGCUAAAUUUUCUGAGCUUUUGAAAGAUGCUGAACAAGGAACAGAAGCAUUAAAGAGAGAGAAAGAAGAAAUUUUGGCCAAGCUUUCCCAUACUGAAAGGACGCUUGCAGAAACAAAAAGCAGAGUAACCAAGCUUGAAGAAGACAGUGGAAAACUACGUCGUGCUCUUGAGCAGAGCAUGACCAGGCUUAAUAGAAUGUCCAUGGAUUCUGAUUACCUUGUUGACAGGCGCAUUGUGAUCAAAUUAUUAGUGACCUAUUUCCAGAGGAACCACAGCAAAGAGGUUUUGGAUCUCAUGGUUCGAAUGCUGGGAUUCUCUGAUGAAGAUAAGCAGCGAAUAGGUGUUGCUCAACAAGGUGGCAGAGGUGUUGUUCGGGGAGUUUUGGGACUACCUGGCCGCCUAGUUGGUGGAAUCUUGGGAGGAAGUUCAGCUGAUGCACGUGCUAAUGCAGCAUCUGAAAACCAGUCUUUUGCAGAUUCGUGGGUUGAUUUUCUUCUCAAGGAAAGUGAAGACAGGGAGAAGAGGGAAUCUGCUGAGGAUACAUCUAGACCUAACGAAGAUUCACAAGGAGUCAGUCCUAUGCCAGGAGUUGAUUUACCACCACCAACAGCAGCUACUGUAUCUGGUGUCUCGAGACCCAAAUUUUCUCCGCACCAGAACUAUAGUCCUCGCCCAAUUCAAGGAAAUUUACGGGCAUUUGAACCUUCUGAUUCUGAGUUCUCAACAGUUCCUUUAACAUCCUCAGAUAGCACUUCUCGGAUUUCAAGAUUACUGAAACAAUGAGAAUAUGUUAAACCAUGUAAUUAGUUGAAGUAUAAGAUUUAUUCCUUGAUGUUGUAGUUUGCAGCCUUGUUCGUUCAAUUCUUUCACAUUAAAAUUAAGAGAUUGUCCCAUAGUUGCUAUUGCAUAUAUAUUAAUGGAUCAAAUUCAUAUACUGAUAAGGCAUGAAAAUCCUAGGGACAUUUGGCAUAGAUUUCUUGUAAAACCUGUCUCAUCAAUGAUUUCAUGUUAAAUGUGAGCACCUUUUAUUCUCGUA
Messenger RNA from Hevea brasiliensis (rubber tree), 3057 nucleotides. Its product is annotated as golgin candidate 4. Gene Ontology annotation, cellular component: Golgi apparatus. Gene Ontology annotation, biological process: Golgi organization; endoplasmic reticulum to Golgi vesicle-mediated transport. The coding region runs from base 468 to 2804 and encodes 778 amino acids. The record is from RefSeq and is a predicted model, not a curated record. The transcript has 15 exons. Lineage: Eukaryota; Viridiplantae; Streptophyta; Magnoliopsida; Malpighiales; Euphorbiaceae. Gene Ontology annotation, molecular function: small GTPase binding.